Molecule: messenger RNA, 900 nt
Organism: Chrysoperla carnea
Lineage: Eukaryota; Metazoa; Arthropoda; Insecta; Neuroptera; Chrysopidae
Gene: Vamp7
Product: vesicle-associated membrane protein 7
Exons: 5
Coding region: 170-835 (221 amino acids)
Biological process (GO): exocytosis; vesicle fusion
Cellular component (GO): membrane; SNARE complex
Molecular function (GO): SNARE binding; SNAP receptor activity
Source: RefSeq, a predicted model, not a curated record
UUUGGAACUAAAACAUUCUUUUUGACGUUUUAAGAAAAUGUUAAAAUUUAUUUGUGUUUGUUAAAAAUUUGAAGGAUACAAUAAUUAUAUUAAUAUAAUUGUUAAAAUUUAUGUAUCGACUUUUAAAAUAAUAUUCAAUUUAGAUAAAUUAAUUAAGUUUGGAAGAACAAUGGCUAUAUUGUAUAGUGUAGUAGCUCGUGGCACAACAAUUCUUACAAAAUAUGCGUCUUGUGCGGGCAAUUUUGCUGAAGUUACUGAACAAAUUUUGAAAAAAAUACCACCUGAAAAUGAUCGACUCACAUAUUCACAUGGCAGCUAUUUAUUUCAUUAUGUUUGUGAAGAUCGUAUUAUUUAUUUAUGUAUCACAGACGAUGAAUUUGAACGCUCUCGAGCAUUUUUGUUCUUGAAUGAAAUCAAACGACGCUUUAAGUCAUCAUUUGGUAAUAGUGCUCAAACAGCUAUUGCAUAUUCCAUGAACAAUGAAUUUGCGCGUGUAUUGGCAAAUGAAAUGAAACAUUAUUCAGAAUCAAAAGAUUUGGAUACCAUAUCAAGAGUUCAUGGUGAACUUGAUGAAUUGAAAGAUAUUAUGGUUAAAAAUAUUGAAAAUGUAUCAAUGCGAGGUGAACGUUUGGAAUUACUUGUUAAUAAGACUGAUAAUUUGAGUGCAGAUUCGGUUACGUUCAGGAAAACAAGUCGUAAUCUUGCCAGAUCUAUGUUUUGGAAAAAUGUGAAAAUUUAUGUUAUUUUGGCUGUUAUUGUAUUUUUUAUCAUCUAUUUUAUAUUAUCCAUGGCAUGCGGAGGUUUCUUUUUGGAAACUUGUUUUGGAAGCAAUUAACUAGAAAUAUGAAAAUUGACACUUAUAUAAUAAAAAGACCCGCAAAUUUAUUUUUGUUUUGGAUU